Messenger RNA from Suillus clintonianus, 1918 nucleotides. RefSeq names its product pyridoxal phosphate-dependent transferase. The record is from RefSeq and is a predicted model, not a curated record. NCBI's taxonomy places the organism in Eukaryota, Fungi, Basidiomycota, Agaricomycetes, Boletales, Suillaceae. Gene Ontology annotation, biological process: amino acid metabolic process. The transcript is spliced from 11 exons. Gene Ontology annotation, molecular function: pyridoxal phosphate binding; carboxy-lyase activity. The coding region runs from base 440 to 1918 and encodes 492 amino acids.
AUUCGGCACACUUUCUGUCCUGUCUGGCCAAGGAUCCCUGCGAACACGUUCUGCAGUUGUGAGAGCUGAUUAGCGCUGAUUUCUGGACAAUAUUUACCCAACCUGCAAUAUUCGCGUUGUCGAAUGCUGUUUGUGAUGCCACACCGCGGAGGGUGCAAAACUCGAAGUCUCACGAAAGUCUUCCGAAUUCCUAUCGCUGAUCUCAGCGCCCCGGAACUGGCCGACGGCCGUUGGCGUGCAUGAGGCCUCAGCUGGAUGUCCCAUGUGCAGUUAAUGUUCACGGUUGUCAGUUCGCGUCAGAAGAUCAACUUGAACGCUAGGUCGCGAAAUUCGGAUCCCUGCAAGUUUCCCAUCAAGCAUGAUAAUCAUGCGAUUCAUAAGAUCGGAUAACCGACUCAGAAGUUCUACCUAAUCACCGUCUUCUUGACGCCGUCACGCCAUGGAUAUCGAGCAUUUCCGCAGAGCUGGUUAUCAAGCCAUAGAUAGAAUAUGCGACUACUAUAUCUCGUUAAGGGACAGACCUGUCUCGUCGCAAGUGGAGCCAGGGUAUCUCAGAAAGGCACUCCCAGCGUCUGCCCCCACUGAGGGCGAGGACUUCCAACUCAUCGCGGACGACUACCAAAAGUACAUCAUUCCUGGCCUGACACACUGGCAGCACCCUUCGUUCUUUGCCUAUUUCCCUACGGCAUGUACAUUCGAGGGCAUACUUGGAGAGCUAUACGCCUCCAGCGCGCCAACCCCCGGAUUCAAUUGGUCUGCGAGCCCCGCAUGCACAGAACUAGAGGCUGUGGUUAUGGACUGGACUGCCCAAAUCCUUGGACUUGACAAGUCGUUCUACAACACCACUGAGGUCGGUGGUGGUGUCAUUCAGACAACAGCAUCUGACUCUGCAUUGAUCGCAACUGUAGCUGCACGUUCACGGUAUAUUCGUGAGCACCCAGACGUGCUUAUGGAGAAACUCGUGCUCUAUACCACCACCCAAACGCACUCAUUGGGAAAGAAAGCUGGGCUUGUUCUAGGUUUGAAAGUUCGCGCACUGGAAGUAACAGCAGAUGACGACUUUGCACUACGUGGAGAAGCGCUAGAGGUGGCACUGAGGGAGGACGUGGAUGCUGGGCUCCACCCUUUCAUCCUCAUCGCCACUGUCGGGACAACGUCUUCGGGUGCUGUUGAUCGGCUUGGAGAGAUUGCUGGCGUUGCGAAACAUUAUCCUUGCCUGUGGCUACAUGUCGAUGCUGCGUGGGCAGGCGUCGCACUGGUGUGUCCCGAAUAUCGCGAGGCAUGCCAACUUCCCGCCGUGAAUAAUUAUGCAGACUCGUUCUGCACCAAUUUUCACAAGUGGGGCCUGAUCAAUUUUGAUGCCUCCUGUUUGUGGGUACGGCACCGGAAACACUUGACCGAUGCGCUAGAUGUCACGCCCGAGUUUUUGCGGUCGAAACAUGGGGAUGCGGGCACUGUGAUCGAUUACCGCAACUGGCAUCUGGGCCUUGGCAGACGGUUUCGAUCGCUCAAAUUUUGGUUUGUUCUCCGUUCCCGUGGGGUUAAGGGGUUCCAAAAGUACAUAACCGACUGCACCAAACUUAACGCCAAGUUCGCAGAGCGCAUACGCGAAUCUGAUGAAUUCUGCUUGGUCGCGAAACCGUUCUUGGCACUGACAGUUUUCAGGCUUGCACCCAAGUCCCUUUCCCACCUCACGACUACGGGGCUGAACGAUCUGAAUCGGGCAUUUUACGCACGUCUUGCAGCACGGAGCGAUAUUGCAAUUACGCAGACGGACUUGAAUGGCGUGUUUUGUGUGAGGAUGGCGAUUGGUGCUGAGAAAACUGUGGAAAGGGAUAUUGAUAGGGCGUUGGAUGUGAUUGGGCAGGAAGGACGGGCUGCCUUGGGGGAGUGGGAGUUGAAAGGGGACUAUAGGUAG